Molecule: messenger RNA, 1044 nt
Organism: Balearica regulorum gibbericeps (East African grey crowned-crane)
Lineage: Eukaryota; Metazoa; Chordata; Aves; Gruiformes; Gruidae
Source: RefSeq, a predicted model, not a curated record
AUGUGGUCAGCUGAUGAAAUUGCUGAGCUAUGUUACCUGCAUUAUAGGACCAGACUCCCUAAGCAGGGGAAACCAGAUCCAAACAGGGAAUGGACUUCGCUGGCAGCUGUUGUCAAAGUGGAGUCUGCAACCCAAAGAGAGGUUCUUGAUAGUCCAGGGAAUCUGCAGGUAAUGAAGGAAGUUGUUGCUAUGGGAACUGGAACAAAAUGUAUUGGCCAAAACAAAAUGAGAAAAACUGGAGACAUUCUGAAUGACAGUCAUGCUGAAAUUGUGGCCAAGAGGAGCUUCCAGAGGUAUCUUCUCCAUCAGAUGUGGUUGGCAGCUUCUCAUCAGCAAUGCAGUAUCUUUAUUCCAGGAACUGAAACUGGGAAAUGGAAACUCAAACCAAAUAUCGUAUUUGUUUUCUUCUCCAGUCAUACCCCAUGUGGAGAUGCUUCUAUUAUACCUAUUAGUGAACCAGAGAACCACCUUUCCAAGCCAGUGACUGGAGAUGAUGCAGCUGGACAAUCAGCAGAGUGUAAAAGUAACCAUGAUCAUUUGGGUCUAGAAGAUAAAAGGAAAUCUGAGAAAAUGGCAAGUAAUCAUAUAAUCAAGAGAAUGAAAACUGAUGAUGAUGGCUGUUUUUCUGUAAUCACCGAAGACCUGGCUGUUCAGCAAGUAUCUGUGAAACAAGAUGACGCAAAUCCAAAGAGUUGUGAAUGUUCUGGAGAAAUGCGAACAGCUAAUAAAGAGACUGGCUUAGGGAGACCGAAGGUAGUAGAUGUUUAUAGAACUGGAGCAAAAUGUGUACCUGGAGGGCUGAGUGAUGCCCGAAUACCUGGGCUAGGGUAUCACUGUGUGGGAUUAUUACGAGUGAAGCCAGGUCGUGGGGACAGAACAUGCUCUAUGUCCUGCAGUGAUAAAUUGGCUCGCUGGAAUGUGUUAGGGUGUCAAGGAGCUCUUCUGAUGCAUUUCCUGCAGCAUCCGGUGUAUCUGUCAGCAAUUAUAGUGGGGAAGUGUCCAUAUAGCCAAGAAGCUAUGCGGAGAGCAAUUAUUGAAAGGUAA